Molecule: messenger RNA, 1187 nt
Organism: Protomyces lactucae-debilis
Lineage: Eukaryota; Fungi; Ascomycota; Taphrinomycetes; Taphrinales; Protomycetaceae
Product: mitochondrial import inner membrane translocase subunit Tim54
Exons: 1
Coding region: 1-1167 (388 amino acids)
Source: RefSeq, a predicted model, not a curated record
AUGUCGGGAUCCGAGGCGGCUACGGCGGCCAAGCCUGGGAUGCCCAAGCCCAAGGUCCCAGAAGGGAAUCCAGCAUUCAACAUGAUGGGUCUGCCCAAGAUUCGAAACUGGCGCUUACCCUCGCGCAACUGGUGCAUCUUUUGGGCUGUUGUCGGCACAUUUGCAGGCAGUGUGACCUAUGAUCGGUUCGAAAAGAAGAAGGUCCUGCGGCGCUAUACAAGUAUGGUUUCACAUCUAGCGAAUGAGCCACUUCAGCCAUUGCAAAUGCCGCGUAAAGUGCGCGUCUUUCUGGGUGCGCCGCCUGGAGAUGGCUUAUACGUCGCUCGAGAUGCCUUUGAUGAAUAUGUCAAGCCCAUCUUUUACGCUGCGGCAGUCGACUAUGAACUGGUAGAAGGACGCAUGCAGGGGGAUAUUCGGCACAAGACUGCACAAUCUAUUCGCGACCGACGGCUAGGCGUGGAUGGCAUGACGGACUUGCAGAGACAAUCAAAGCAGCAGCUCGAAUGGAACAAUGAAGGUGGUGAUUUGAUCCUUGGUCGGCAUACCUUUAAAGAAUACAUUCGAGGCCUGCAUGAAGGGUAUCUUGGCCCGGUAGAGGAACCAGCAGAGGUACAUGCCAUCAUGAACCCCGAGUUUCCAGAUCAGGGUGCCGCCUCGCCAACAGAAGAACUUGAGCCCGGCCAGGAACUGCUGACUGACGCGCAAAAGGAAGAGCAAAUCAAGGCCAUCAAGGACAAGAUUCCAUCGAGCCCGCCGUCCUAUCUUCUUCCAAACGCGUAUGCGAAUGCUCCGGAUCCUGUAAUAGACAAGCCGGUGGUGCACAGCUUUGUACCGCUCCAGCACUUGCUUGGCUUUCUCAAUACACCCUGGCGAAUAUGGCGCUUUGUACAUCGCAGGGAUUUGGCUGAAUCCAUGUGCUCUGCCACAGCAGCGACUGUGCUUGGUCUGCACUCACGGCCGCUGACUCGAGAAGAUCUCAGCAUUAAUGAGGCAGAUGAGCUUGAUUGGCCAAAGAAGAACCGAGAAAAGACGGACGGCGUCUGGGUAGAGGAUAUAGCGGUGGACGAUCGAGUCAUGGCGCAUCUUGCGAGAUAUGAGCUGGAUGUUGAAGAAGCGGAGCGGCUUGCAUCUGAGGCAGCUGCUCGAUAUGCGGCAGAGUCUAUAUAGUAUCUACUAUAUAUUAGUAG